Messenger RNA from Sphaerodactylus townsendi, 1338 nucleotides. It is a transcript of the gene TPPP3, whose product is annotated as tubulin polymerization promoting protein family member 3. The record is from RefSeq and is a predicted model, not a curated record. Gene Ontology annotation, biological process: positive regulation of protein polymerization; microtubule polymerization; microtubule bundle formation. The transcript has 6 exons. NCBI's taxonomy places the organism in Eukaryota, Metazoa, Chordata, Lepidosauria, Squamata, Sphaerodactylidae. The coding region runs from base 229 to 759 and encodes 176 amino acids. Gene Ontology annotation, cellular component: microtubule. Gene Ontology annotation, molecular function: tubulin binding.
UGGAGACGGGAUCAACAGCCCCGCCUCGCCCCGGCCGCCGCGCAACGCUUCUGCAGCUCGCGGGUUUUUGCACGGCGCGGCGCGGAGGCAGCGAGCAGGAGCAGCUGACAACCUCAUUCUGCCCUCCUCAAUUUUAUCUUCACUACAACAACCGUGCGAGGAACUACCCCACAAGCCUUCUGAUAUUUGCCAAGUCGGUGUUGGGAACCAUAGUCCUGAGGGAUCAACAUGGCUGAGAGCACAAGCAUGGCAGAGCUGGAGGAGAGCUUCCGGAAGUUCGCAGUCUAUGGUGAUACCAAAGCGACGGGGCAAGAGAUGAAUGGGAAGAACUGGGCCAAGCUGUGUAAGGACUGCAAAGUGAUAGAUGGAAAAGGGGUCACCAGCACAGACGUGGACAUUGUCUUCAGCAAAGUGAAAGGGAAGACUGCCCGGUGCAUAAAUGUGGAGGAGUUUAAGAAGGCCUUGGAGGAGCUGGCCCCAAAGAAGUUUAAGGAUAAGAAUAAGGAAGAAGCAUUUGAGGCCAUCUGCCAGCUAGUAGCUGGUAAAGAACCAGUCAACGUGGGCGUCACUAAAGCCAAGUCUGUGGGUGCCGUGGAGAGGCUCACUGACACGUCCAAGUACACCGGCUCUCACAAGGAGCGCUUUGACGAAACCGGAAAGGGCAAAGGCAAAAGUGGCCGGGAGAACCUCGUGGACAACAGUGGUUACGUGUCGUCCUACAAGAACGCAGGCACUUAUGAUGCCAAAGUGAAGAAAUAGGAGUGGCCGCCCUUCAUGGCUGCUCUUCCCAGACCCUAACGACAUGCCCUUCUUAGUGGAGUUCAGCUUCGCUGGGCCCGCUCCGAGCCUUAGAACUGCAGCUGGAAGGGGUGUCUGUUCCCCAAGCAGCCCGUGCAGUUGCUGUGUUAUGCCUCUAACGUGCUCCUAGGAGGGCCUCUACAUCUCAGCUCGCUUCCUUUCUCACUGUGGUCACGCUCUUCCCCACAUUGCCUCUGCUGCUACUCAAGAGUGUUGCCAAAGAUUCCCUUGCCCCAGCCCUUGCUUUGCUAGCUAGUGCUAAUGAUGAGGCGUUGCUGACCCUUGGCGGGGAAGGGGAGGGGGAAAGGAAAACUGCACUUGUCGAAUUGACCCGCAACGCAGAACGUUUCUGUCAGAUAAAUAAGAUGGCGUCCUCUAAUACGCUCCUACGCUUCUGACAGGGCCCGACAGGCCUCGCUCAACCCCUCUCACCAAGUGUGCUUGUGACACCCCAGGGCUCCUGGCCCUCCCACCUUGGCACCCUUUCACUGCUUUGAAUCAUAAGAAAAACUGUAUAUAAAUAAAGUUCUACUACUAUGA